AGUUGAGUGUCAGUCCUGUCAGUAUGUUGUUAGCUUUAUUUAAUAUAUAGAAACCAUGAAAAUAUUAAUUUUAUAACUUUUCAACCUUUAUUUUAUUUUAAACAACAAUUAAUAAUAAAUAAAAACAAUAGUUUUAUAAAUUAGAUAAUUAUCAAUAAAUAUCCCUAUAGUGAUAUUGAUAAAAUGGAAGGACCGUCCCGGCCUAGAAAGAAACUUAAAUCUUGUGCCCAAGUUGCCACAAAUGUAGUGGAACAGAAACAUCAAGUGUCCAGAGCUAAGAGGAGCAAAGCGCUAGGCAGCGGAGCGUUCAGAGGCAGUACCGUAUGGUUCACAGGUCUCAGUGGCGCCGGAAAAACCAGCAUAGCCUUCGCACUCGAAGCCUAUUUGGUCUCGAAAGGUAUACCAGCAUACGGUUUGGACGGCGACAACAUUCGGACAGGCCUCAAUAAGAAUCUCGGCUUCAGCAAAGAAGAUCGAGAGGAGAACAUCAGGCGUGUGGCGGAGGUUGCGAAGUUGUUCGCAGACAGUGGCGUUGUGUGCCUAUGCAGUUUUGUAUCGCCUUUUGCUGAGGACCGUGAAGUAGCGCGUCGUAUUCACACAGACUCGGAUCUGCCAUUUUUUGAAGUCUUCAUAGACACGCCAUUGGAGGUGUGCGAGCAAAGGGACACCAAGGGUCUCUACAAAAAAGCUAGGGAUGGCCAAAUUAAGGGUUUCACAGGCAUCACUCAAGAGUAUGAGCGUCCCGAAGCGCCGGAGCUGGUGGUGCAGACAGUGGGUCGCACCAUCGAGCAGUCCACCAUGGAAGUUAUUAAACUGCUGGAAUCACAGGACAUAAUCCCCCGUUUCGACAGCAGCACAAUAGAAGUGGAGGAACUGUUCAUAUAUGGCAACAGGCUAUCGAGUGCUCAAGAAGAGGCCACGAGACUGCCUCCGAUUGACAUCACAGAUCUAGAUCUACAAUGGGUUCAGGUUCUCUCUGAAGGUUGGGCUUAUCCACUAAAAGGAUUUAUGCGCGAAAAUGAAUACUUGCAGGCUCUCCACUCGAACUGUCUGACCCUCGCGGACGGGUCCGUCGUCAACCAGUCCGUGCCGGUAGUAUUGGCGGUAGACACGGCGACCAAGGACCGCGUGGCUGGUGCAGAAGCGGUUACCCUCCGCCACGCAGGCCGCGCGGUUGCCGUACUGCGUUCACCAGAGUUCUACCCUCACAGGAAGGAGGAAAGGUGCUGUCGUCAGUUUGGAAUAUAUCACACUGGACAUCCGUACAUAAAGAUGAUCUCAGAAUCCGGCGACUGGCUGGUAGGUGGCAAUUUGGAAGUGUUCGAACGCAUCCGAUGGAAUGACGGACUUGACGCGUAUCGACUUACGCCCAACGAGUUGCGGAGGAAAUUUAGGGAGUUACAAGCAGAUGCUGUGUUUGCUUUCCAGUUGCGUAACCCGAUUCACAACGGCCACGCCCUGUUGAUGCAGGACACUCAAAGACAAUUGAUAGAGAGGGGCUAUAAGAAGCCUAUCCUAUUACUACAUCCGCUGGGCGGUUGGACGAAGGACGACGACGUGCCCCUUGAAGUGAGAAUAAACCAGCAUCUAGCGGUGUUGAGCGAAGGGGUGCUCGACCCGAAGGCAACCGUACUCGCGAUAUUCCCAUCGCCAAUGAUGUACGCAGGACCGACCGAGGUGCAGUGGCAUGCGAAGUGCCGCAUGAACGCGGGCGCGAACCACUACAUAGUGGGGCGGGACCCGGCCGGGCUGCCGCACCCGGCCGCCGCCGGCGACCUGUACGACCCGCGCCACGGCGCCAUGGUGCUACGUGCCGCGCCCGGCCUCGCCCACCUCGAGAUAAUUCCAUUCCGCGUAGCUGCUUACGACAUUUCAGUCGGCAAGAUGGCGUUCUUUGAUCCAACGCGCAAGGAAGACUUUGACUUCAUAUCAGGAACUAGGAUGAGAGGUCUUGCUAAAGCUGGCAAGGAGCCUCCUAAAGGCUUUAUGGCACCGACAGCAUGGAAGAUCCUCUCAGAAUACUAUCAAUCUUUAAAAUCUAAAAUGUAAUAUUUCGAUAUAAUAAGUAAUGUUCUCUUAGGUUUGACCUAUACGUAAUACUGUAAAUGAAUUUAAUCGCUUUUGCAUAGCAAUUAUGUUUUUAUUAUAUUUUAUAACCAUUGACAAUGUUAUUGCUUAGCUAUGUGCAAUAUUUUAUAGAAUAUUUUUUAUUAAAAUAAUGUUUGACACAAUAUUUAAUUUUAUACAAUUUUUAUUACAUUCCUCUAAAGGAAAUAUGUCUAUUUGUGUUUAACGCAUUCCAUAUUUUAAAAAUUUCUCAUGUUUUAUAUUUAACAGUAUUUUUAUAAAUGCACACAAUUUCACCAAAAUAAUUUCGGCUUGAUCUUUCAGACUUAUAUGUGAGAGAGAAAUAUUGUCUAUGGAUAACAUAUUAAGCUGCACCAAAUAGUCAAAUGUCCUAACUUAUCCACGUUGAAUUAUAAGAAAAAAAACAUAGUGUAAACUUUGUUGAAAAAACUUUAAUAGCAUAAAAACUAUAAUAAGACUUUAAGGCAUCCUCAGUAAAUUUUUAUUUAUAAAACCGUAUAAAACCAAUCUAAGGUUUUUUAUACGUUGUUACGUACAUACAUAUAUUUUACGUGCGAUUACUCGCCAUGACUUGUUAAUCCUAUGCCAAUGUUUGCUUCAUAAUGACACAUUGGCAGAAUUACGUAUAAUAUGCAAUGCCAAAUUGUAAUUAAAUACACUACUUAAAUGUACUGUCAUCGAUUAUUGAUAUAUUCUACUCUCAAAUUAUUACAAAUCUUGAUAGAUUGCUAGUUAUUCAUCAGUUUCCGUAAGUAUAAUGCAAACAAAAUAUAUUAGUGAAUAAAGUAUAUAUAAUUUCAGUUAUUAUAUAAGAUACCGGUAUUAAGCAUGAUUUUAUUACAGUUACUUAUAAUAAAGAAAAUCCUUUUUUUUAUUAAAGGUGCAAAAACGUUUACCAUGCAACAUUAUUGUCUAUGAUUAUUUGUUUACCGCGCGUGGUUUUUUGUAACAAGUUUAUGUUUGCAUAUGUAUAUUAUUAGUAACAGGUUAUAACAGUAUCUUUUACAUAGGAUCUACAAAUAUAUAUGUUAGAUACAAUUUAUUAUUACAUAUUUUUUAAUAAAUUUAUAAACUAGUGAUGUAAAAAAUGAAAAAUUAACAUGUUUUAAUAAAUGAUACCAGUGACGUACUUUGCAUUUAUCUAAAUUGUGCAAUAUGAUGUACAAUGAAAACAUGUACACAGUCUAUAUGUAUGUAUGAUCCUAUAUAUUUGAUAGUGUUUUUUAUACUAAUUCCAAGAUACGAUCUAGUGACGCAUUUUCGAUAUCAUUAAAUAGUUUUAAAAUAUAGACCUACUUAAUUUUAGAAUAAUCUAGUAAGAUAUAUUUUCAUUUCCGAAUUAGUGGAUUGUUCGUAAAUGGAUCUAUCGACGUCCAUUUAAACCCUAUUGGGAACCACCGUGAUUAGUAUCUGAUAAAUUCGUCACAUUGGGCUGACUUCAUCCUCACGUAUCAUCCCUCACUGAUACCCCACCAGGGUAAACCUAUCACGCACGCGGAGCUAUCGAUCCGUUGUCCUUCAUUAAAAAUAUUUUCGUUUCCACCUUGACCUUAAGAUUAAUAAGAUAUAUAUUUGAUCCUCUCUGACAACUGCUUGUACCAUACAUACAUAAUUCCAAUAAUUAUUGUUACUUAACAAUGUUUUAUUAUUAAGAAUUUCUUGGUUAAUUUUUGAGAGGUUUAACAUUGAAUUGUUGUAAUUUUAGUGAAUAUGGUGCUUUUGAAGCUGAUAGUUUUAUUUAAUAUACAAAUAAACAUAAUGUACAAUA
Galleria mellonella (greater wax moth) is the source of this 3856-nucleotide messenger RNA. RefSeq names its product bifunctional 3'-phosphoadenosine 5'-phosphosulfate synthase (gene Papss). NCBI's taxonomy places the organism in Eukaryota, Metazoa, Arthropoda, Insecta, Lepidoptera, Pyralidae. The record is from RefSeq and is a predicted model, not a curated record. Gene Ontology annotation, molecular function: ATP binding; sulfate adenylyltransferase (ATP) activity; adenylylsulfate kinase activity. The transcript has 14 exons. Gene Ontology annotation, biological process: 3'-phosphoadenosine 5'-phosphosulfate biosynthetic process; sulfate assimilation. Bases 184 to 2049 code for a protein of 621 amino acids.